This is a messenger RNA of Culex quinquefasciatus (southern house mosquito), 751 nucleotides long. RefSeq lists its product as uncharacterized. Lineage: Eukaryota; Metazoa; Arthropoda; Insecta; Diptera; Culicidae. The transcript has 2 exons. The record is from RefSeq and is a predicted model, not a curated record. Bases 130 to 279 code for a protein of 49 amino acids.
CGUCGCAGCCAUCAUUUCCAAAGUGACCGUCGUUCUAAAUUGAAAGGGGAGAGAGACGCUCAAGUCUUCUCCGUUGGAAGUUAGUUUUUUGUUUCGACCUCGUGGCAGUGAAAAAAGAGAUUGGUGUCAAUGUUAUUGGUUCGAUCAGACUCGGCGCUUAAGUUCGUUCCAUCUGUAAGGCUGAUCAACAACCUGAGCCUACGCAAGGGCAGCCGUACAGGAAACUCGGGCAACCCGCUAGAAUUCCAAGUACUCACCCAGAUCCAGUACGUGCCCUGAGGAGGAACGAACUGCGUCAACCCGCCCACGGAACUCUCACACUUUUAAAUCCCACCCAAACCGCAUCAACACUCUCGAUACCAAAAUGGUGCAGGACAAGUCCCAGCAGAACAAGCACUCGUCGUCUGCGUACAACAAGCCCGACAGCAAGGCACCUUUCGGCAACGCUCAAAAGAUGAAAUCUGGAACGACGACGGGUUCGUCCACAUUCGGCAAAAAGGAGGAUUCUCACGGCAAGGCGAACGCAGCCUGGGGAUCCACGUUCAAAAGUCGCGACCAUUUCGUUAACAUGCAUUUUUCGUAACUAGGAACUGUUUAAAAUGUUGUUAAAGGCUUUCGGACAUGUUUCGUUUGCACUGGCUGGGUUGGGGAGAAUUUCCUAACCAUAAUUGCCCCAAUUGCAGCGGUGUGAACGAUUCGCAAAAAGAUUAAUUUUGUUAAAACAAGUAAAACUAACUUAUUUGCUUACAAA